Messenger RNA from Candoia aspera, 5520 nucleotides. It is a transcript of the gene CLASP1, whose product is annotated as cytoplasmic linker associated protein 1. Gene Ontology annotation, biological process: mitotic spindle assembly; establishment of mitotic spindle localization. The coding region runs from base 293 to 5008 and encodes 1571 amino acids. Gene Ontology annotation, cellular component: spindle microtubule; kinetochore; microtubule organizing center. NCBI's taxonomy places the organism in Eukaryota, Metazoa, Chordata, Lepidosauria, Squamata, Candoiidae. The record is from RefSeq and is a predicted model, not a curated record. Gene Ontology annotation, molecular function: kinetochore binding; microtubule binding. The transcript is spliced from 41 exons.
GGACUGUUGAUUUGGAAAGCAUCACAAACCUGGUCAUACAGCCUGGCUGGUCUGCUUUCUGCUUUAUUUAUCUGUUACUAGUUAUUUAAAUUGAACUUUUAAUAACCUGCCAGCUGCUCUUCAGACACACAUGGUGCAUUGUUGCCAUUCCCAGAAUCACAUCUUUGAAAUCCAGGCCCCUGGUAACCUUCGUCAAACAAAGAGGCGACCUCGAGGAUACAUCUACAGGAGGACUUUUCAGACCUGCUGCCCUCUAGCUUCUCUUUUGCCCGGGCUCUAUUUCUAGAACAUUAUGGAACCCACAAUGGAGUCCUGCUUGAUGCAGGUCCUGCAGAAAGAUGUUGGGAAGCGACUUCAGGUUGGCCAAGAACUGAUAGAUUAUUUCACAGAUAAACAGAAGUCUGCUGAUCUUGAACAUGAUCAGACCAUGCUGGAUAAAAUGGUUGAUGGUCUUGCUACCUCGUGGGUCAAUUCCAGCAAUUAUAAGGUUGUCCUGCUGGGCUUGGACAUCUUAUCUGCACUGGUGUCACGGCUCCAAGAUAGAUUUAAAGCUCAAAUUGGCACAGUGUUACCUAGUCUAAUUGACAGACUGGGAGAUUCAAAAGACUCUGUACGAGAGCAGGAUCAGACCCUGCUGUUAAAAAUCAUGGAGCAAGCUGCUAACCCCCAGUACGUGUGGGACAGAAUUUUGGGAGGAUUCAAACACAAGAAUUUCCGGACAAGAGAAGGAAUUUGCCUCUGCCUUAUUGCAACUCUUAAUGCAUCUGGAGCUCAGAGUUUAACCUUGAGCAAGAUUGUGCCCCAUAUAUGUAACUUACUUGGUGAUCCAAACAGCCAGGUUCGUGAUGCAGCAAUAAAUAGUCUUGUAGAAAUCUACAGACAUGUAGGUGAACGUGUAAGAGCUGAUCUCAGCAAAAAGGGAUUGCCACAGUCUCGGCUGAACAUCAUUUUUACAAAAUUUGAUGAAGUCCAGAAAUCAGGCACCAUGAUCCAGGGAUCUGGUGAUAAAAAUUUUGAUGAUGAUGACUCUGUGGACGGGAACCGACCAUCCUCAGCCAGUUCCUCAGCCUCUUCAAAGGCUCCCUCAACCUCUCGAAAAGGAGGGGUGGGCACUGCUCGUAGAGUAGGGGCAGUAGCAUUAGUCUCAAAGGCUCCAGCAACUAAAGAAGGAGCUGGUGCUGUUGAUGAGGAGGACUUCAUUAAAGCUUUUGAAGAUGUCCCAACGGUUCAGAUUUAUUCUAGCCGAGACUUUGAAGAAUCCAUAAACAAAAUCAGAGAAAUCCUGUCCGAUGACAAACAUGAUUGGGAGCAGAGAGUAGCUGCACUGAAAAAAAUCCGGUCUUUGUUGUUGGCUGGAGCUGCUGAGUAUGAUACCUUCUUCCAACAUCUGCGCUUGCUUGAUGGAGCCUUUAAAUUAUCUGCUAAAGACUUGAGGUCCCAGGUAGUGCGAGAAGCUUGUAUCACAUUAGGACAUUUGUCAUCGGUAUUGGGUAACAAGUUUGAUCAUGGGGCAGAAGCCAUCAUGCCAACAAUCUUUAAUCUCAUUCCCAACAGUGCCAAAGUCAUGGCCACCUCUGGUGUAGUAGCUGUUAGAUUAAUUAUUCGACAUACGCACAUCCCUCGACUAAUUCCCAUCAUCACCAGUAACUGUACUUCCAAAUCAGUUGCAGUUAGAAGGAGGUGUUUUGAAUUUUUAGAUUUACUUUUGCAGGAGUGGCAGACACACUCCCUGGAAAGGCAUGUAUCAGUAUUGGCUGAAACAAUCAAGAAAGGAAUCCAUGAUGCUGACUCCGAAGCACGGAUAAAAGCCAGAAAGUGUUACUGGGGCUUCCACAGCCAUUUUAGCCGAGAAGCAGAACAUUUGUUUAAUUCACUGGAAUCCUCAUACCAGAAAGCCCUGCAGUCUCACUUGAAGAAUUCUGAUAGCAUAGUGUCUUUGCCUCAGUCUGAUCGCUCCUCUUCUAGUUCCCAGGAGAGUCUCAACCGUCCACUGUCUGCCAAAAGAAGCCCAACCGGAAGCACUACUUCACGAGCUUCUGCAGUUAGUGCAAAAUCUGUGACAACAGGGUCUCUCCAGCGUUCUCGCAGUGACAUUGAUGUGAAUGCAGCAGCCAGUGCCAAAUCCAAAGUGACAUCUUCUGGCUCGGAUUCCCCCUUCAGUUCUGCUGCAGCCCUGCCUCCAGGCUCAUAUGCAUCUCUUGGUCGAAUUCGCACAAGGAGGCAAAGCUCUGGAAGCGCCAGUAGUAUCACUUCAACACCUGCUGACACUCGAGGCCGCAGUCGGGCUAAAGUAGUUUCACAGUCCCAGCGAUCCAGAUCAGCUAACCCUGCAGGUGCUGGUAGUCGAUCCAGCUCUCCUGGCAAGUUGUUGGGAAGUGCAUAUGGUGGACUUAACAGUGGAACAACCAGAGGACACCCCGUGCCAACAUCAUCCUCAUCUGCUGACAAACGCAGUAAAGUCCCUCGAAGCCAGGGCUGCAGCCGAGAGACCAGCCCCAGCAGGGUAGCUCUAGCACGGAGCAGCCGUAUCCCCCGACCCAGCGUGAGUCAGGGGUGCAGCCGCGAUACCAGCCGUGAGAGCAGUCGAGAUACAAGCCCUGCUCGGGGCUUUCCUCCACUUGCCUCUCGACGUCAUUCCAGGUCCACUAGUGCUCUCUCCACUGCUGAUUCUGUUGGGCAGUCAGACCGGUUUGGGCUUGGCCAGCCAGGCAGGUUGCCUGCCUCUAUGAAUGCAAUGCGAGUUCUCAGCACAAGCACAGAUCUGGAGACGGCUGUGGCAGAUGCAUUGCUCUUAGGAGACUCCAGAAGCAAGAAGAAACCAGUGAGAAGAAGGUACGAACCAUAUGGGAUGUAUUCUGAUGAUGAUGCAAACAGUGAUGCAUCAAGUGCUUGCUCAGAGCGAUCCUAUGGUUCCCGCAAUGGAGGAAUCCCACACUACCUGCGACAAACAGAAGAUGUAGCUGAGGUCUUAAACCACUGUGCUAGUUCCAACUGGUCUGAAAGGAAAGAGGGGCUCAUUGGCUUGCAAAACUUAUUGAAGAGCCAGAGGACAUUAAGCCGAGUUGAAUUGAAAAGGCUAUGUGAAAUCUUCACACGUAUGUUUGCAGACCCCCACAGCAAGAGAGUUUUCAGCAUGUUUCUUGAAACCUUGGUAGACUUCAUCAUUAUUCACAAGGAUGAUUUGCAGGACUGGCUGUUUGUUCUUCUGACACAGCUACUCAAGAAGAUGGGUGCUGACCUGCUGGGAUCAGUGCAGGCAAAAGUGCAAAAAGCUCUGGAUGUAACAAGGGAUUCUUUUCCAUUUGAUCAACAAUUUAAUAUUUUAAUGAGAUUUAUCGUAGAUCAGACCCAAACACCAAACCUGAAGGUAAAAGUGGCAAUAUUGAAAUACAUUGAAUCCUUGGCUAGACAGAUGGAUCCUACAGAUUUUGUAAACUCCAGUGAGGCAAAACUUGCAGUUUCUAGGAUUAUUACCUGGACAACAGAACCAAAGAGCUCAGAUGUGAGAAAGGCAGCACAAAUAGUCCUGAUCUCUCUGUUCGAACUCAACACUCCCGAGUUUACCAUGUUACUUGGUGCCUUGCCGAAAACAUUCCAGGAUGGUGCUACCAGACUCUUACAUAACCACCUCAAGAACUCCAGCAACACUAGCAUGGGUUCCCCUAGCAAUACUGUUGGCCGAACCCCUUCACGUCAUCCUAGCAGCAGAACCAGCCCCUUAACUUCACCUACCAAUUGUUCUCAUGGAGGAUUAUCACCCAGUCGUUUCUGGGGUUGGAGUGCAGAUGGGCUGUCGAAGCACCCCCCUCCCCUUUUUCAGCCUAACUCCAUCCCCGCCGCUCCUUCUCACAAGACUUUCAGGCGCUCUUACUCUCCCAGCAUGCUGGAUUAUGACACGGAGAACCUAAAUUCUGAUGAAAUUUAUAGCUCUCUUCGUGGAGUCACUGAAGCAAUUGAAAAGUUUAGUUUUCGUAGCCAAGAAGAUCUAAAUGAGCCAAUCAAACGUGAUGGAAAGAAGGACAGUGACAUUGUUUCUAGAGAUGAUGGUAUAGCCUCACCAGCUACUGAUAUGCGUGGAAGCAGUGAUGUUGUGGAAGGAGGAAGGAUGGCCCUAGAUAACAAGACUUCCCUACUUAACACCCAGCCCCCACGUGCCUUUUCUGGACCUCGAGCUCGAGAGUACAACCCCUACCCAUACUCUGAUACUAUCAGCGCCUAUGAUAAGACUGCGCUUAAGGAAGCCGUGUUUGAUGAUGAUAUGGAUCAGCUUCGGGAUGUGCCCAUUGAUCAUUCUGACUUGGUGGCUGAUCUUUUAAAAGAAUUAUCCAAUCAUAAUGAGCGGGUAGAAGAACGGAAAGGAGCCCUUCUUGAAUUAUUGAAGAUUACAAGGGAAGAUAAUCUGGGAGUUUGGGAGGAACAUUUUAAGACCAUUUUGCUUUUAUUACUUGAAACGCUUGGAGACAAAGAUCAUUCAAUACGAGCCUUGGCACUAAGAGUUUUGCGAGAAAUUCUGAGGAACCAACCUGCAAGAUUUAAGAACUAUGCUGAGCUAACUAUCAUGAAGACCCUAGAAGCGCAUAAAGAUUCUCAUAAAGAGGUUGUGAGAGCUGCUGAGGAAGCAGCUUCCACCCUGGCCAGCUCCAUCCACCCAGAACAGUGCAUCAAAGUGCUUUGUCCCAUCAUUCAAACAGCUGACUAUCCAAUUAAUCUGGCUGCUAUUAAAAUGCAAACUAAAGUCAUUGAAAGGAUCUCAAAGGAGUCACUGCAUCAGCUCUUGCAAGACAUCAUCCCUGGAUUGUUGCAGGGUUAUGACAACACCGAAAGCAGUGUUCGCAAAGCCAGUGUAUUUUGCCUCGUGGCCGUCUAUUCAGUGAUUGGUGAAGAACUGAAGCCUCAUCUUGCACAGCUGACUGGGAGCAAGAUGAAGCUCCUGAAUUUGUACAUAAAGAGAGCCCAGACAACCAACAGCAACAGCAGCUCAUCUUCAGAUGUUUCUACACACAGUUAAUGGAGAUCUUUGGACAUAUGUGUAGUCCUAGACACAAUCAGCUGUGCCUCUCAGAAACCCUUCCUUCAUCAGCAUGCUCCAUCCACUGAUGGAGGCCAUGCAAAUAUUUAUUGCAAUCAGUAUUUUUAGUCCUUUUAAAGCUUUUUAUUGUAGGAGAUUCUUGGAAUGGAAUGUAAGGGAAGCAAGGCCUGGAUUGCAGUUUUCAUUAAAAAGAAGGCAAUGCUGUACUACGGUUAAAUACACUGCAGUUACAUACCGUCUCUGCUGCGAUCUGAAGUAGUCCCAAAGCUACACAACAUGUUGGUGUUUUAUCAGACAGAUUUCUUUGAUGUUGAUGAAGAGCUUGAAUUUACAUUAGACUAUAUUUGUAUUAUAGUCACUUUUAACUAGUUAUUCUGGUUUCCCCAAUUUCUCAAGCAUUGUUUUAGAACUGAGCUUAAAAGUUGGAAUGGUCUGCCGUUUUUUCAGACAAAAUCUAUACAGAUUAUAAAAUCAAGCCCUUCAACUAGUUU